CUGGGACUCUGGCGAGAUGUCGGAGAACCCCAGCCCGGCCGGCCGGGUCGAAGGGGACGAGCGGCCCAAGACAACAAAGGAGAAGAUGGCAGGGUAUAACCAGCUCUGCAUUCGCCGUUGGACUACUCGGCACGUUGCUAUAUGGCUGAAAGAUGAAGGUUUUUUUGAAUAUGUGGACAUCUUAUGCAAUAAACAUAGACUCGAUGGACUCACCCUGCUGACACUGAGUGAAUAUGAUCUGAGGUCACCUCCUCUGGAAAUAAAAGUCUUGGGAGACAUCAAAAGGCUGAUGUUAUCAAUACGUAAACUGCAAAAAGUACAUAUUGAUGUUUUGGAAGAAAUGGGCUACAGCAGCGACAGCUCCCUGGGCCCCCUGUCCCCCUACAUCAGCUCUCUCCAGGGCUCUGAGUGGCUCUGUAAUGGGGAGCUCCCCCACGACUGUGACGGACCUAUCACCGACCUGAGUUCGGAUCAGUACCAGUACAUGAAUGGCAAAAACAAGCACAUGGUUCGAAGAUUAGAUCCAGAAUACUGGAAGACCAUAUUGAGCUGCGUGUAUGUGUUCAUCGUGUUUGGGUUCACCUCCUUCAUCAUGGUCAUAGUCCAUGAGCGAGUGCCUGACAUGCAGACAUACCCACCACUGCCAGAUAUAUUCCUAGAUAGUGUUCCUAGGAUCCCAUGGGCCUUUGCCAUGACAGAAGUGUGUGGGGUUAUUCUCUGCUACAUCUGGCUGCUGGUGCUUCUCCUUCAUAAGCACAGGUCAAUACUCCUUCGAAGGCUUUGUAGCCUGAUGGGCACUGUGUUCUUACUUCGCUGCUUUACCAUGUUCGUGACUUCCCUCUCGGUGCCAGGACAGCACCUCCAGUGUUCAGGAAAGCUCUAUGGCACUGUUUGGGAGAAACUGCACCGAGCCUUUGCCAUAUGGAGCGGCUUUGGCAUGACCUUGACUGGAGUACACACUUGUGGAGAUUAUAUGUUCAGUGGCCACACAGUUGUCCUGACUAUGCUCAAUUUCUUUGUUACUGAAUAUACACCAAGAAGCUGGAACUUCUUGCACACUCUGUCGUGGGUCCUCAACCUCUUUGGAAUCUUCUUCAUUCUGGCUGCACAUGAACAUUACUCUAUUGAUGUGUUUAUUGCCUUUUAUAUCACCACAAGACUCUUUUUGUAUUACCAUACUUUGGCCAAUACUAGAGCAUAUCAGCAGAGUAGGAGAGCAAGGAUCUGGUUUCCUAUGUUUUCUUUUUUUGAAUGCAAUGUUAAUGGUACAGUACCUAAUGAGUAUUGUUGGCCUUUUGCAAAACCUGCAGUAAUGAAAAGAUUAAUUGGUUGAAGAAUGUG
This is a messenger RNA of Gracilinanus agilis (Agile Gracile Mouse Opossum), 1341 nucleotides long. RefSeq names its product sterile alpha motif domain containing 8 (gene SAMD8). Gene Ontology annotation, molecular function: sphingomyelin synthase activity; protein binding; ceramide cholinephosphotransferase activity. The record is from RefSeq and is a predicted model, not a curated record. The coding region runs from base 17 to 1333 and encodes 438 amino acids. The transcript has 6 exons. Gene Ontology annotation, cellular component: Golgi membrane; endoplasmic reticulum membrane. NCBI's taxonomy places the organism in Eukaryota, Metazoa, Chordata, Mammalia, Didelphimorphia, Didelphidae. Gene Ontology annotation, biological process: ceramide biosynthetic process.